AUGAAAUGUAACAACACGAUAGGUAAGAAAAGAAGGUAUACAGUCAAGCCAAAUCAUUUAAACACAUUAACCAAAAAGAGGUUCUCAUACUGUUAUAACGACCAUAUUGAUAAUGAUAAAGGAAUGGUAUAUCAAAAAAAGAUAAAUCAAGAUUUACAUAAAAUGAAUUCAUCAAAAAGGAUUAAUAGAUGUGCUAAUGGGAAGAACAAGGAAAUAGAAGAAAUACAAUUUUUUAAAAGACCCAUAGGAAGUAAUACUGCAAUAAAAGAAAACGCAUAUUAUAAUAGAGAUGAAGAUAUUAUUAGAUAUAAAGAAAAGUACAUGUGUGAAAAUGAUGAUGCAAAUAAUGAUAAUGGUAUCUGUGAUGGCAAUGAUGACAGUGGCAAAAAUUUAUCCUACAAACAAAUUUAUUAUAAAUACAGUAAUUACGAUCCAUGUAACGACCAUUUGAAACACUCAUAUAAUACAAAUAGUGUGCACAGUACAAAUGGAUGUUACGUGGUGAAAAGUGUUCACAUGAUGGACGGUAAACAUAUAGACAAUAAUGAUAAUAACAGUUACAAUGGGAAUGAAUGUAGAAGUAAUAAAUAUAAAGGAACGAAUUCUAAUCCCUUUUUCAGUGUUGUGAACGGGGCUCAGUCUCUGAAGGAAAACAGUAUGAACAGUACGCGGAUAAAUGCAUCUGAUGUUAGGGGGAGUGAUGUGCACAAUAAUAAUAGGAGUAGUAACAGUUUUAUUGGCAAUAGCAUCGAUAAGAAUAGUGAUAAGCAUAACCCAGUUGAGGUGAACUGUUCAGAACCCAAUAACAACGUAAAGGGGGAGGAUUAUAUAUUGCAGGAUAGCAGAAACGACAAUUUGUAUUUUUUUGAAAAUGAAGAAUAUGAACUAGUUAGGAAAAAUAUUGAGGAAAGUAGAAAUAUUGAGGAAAGUAGAAAUCGAGCUGACGAUUUAUCACAUCUAGUUGAUAAAACAAUGGAGGAUGGUAUACGAAAGAAUAAUGAUCAUUUGAAAAAAAUAGAAGGGGGAUGUACAACAAAUGACAAAGUAAAUUAUGCAAUGGAUAACGGUAGUUAUAAAGACGGUUGUAAUGGAAACCAUAAUGAGGAUGAUUAUUAUAAUUAUGUACAAAAUAAUGAGGAAAGAGAACUUAAUUAUGAGCAUAACAUGAAUAAUCUCCUUAAUUAUAAUUACGGUGGUGUUUAUAAUGAAAAUUGUUCACUGCCAAAAAGUUAUAAGAAUGACUCGGGGAAGUAUAACAAUUAUAACUGUAUUUAUGAAAAUUAUAAUAGCAAGUACGGACAGAGUUAUGCUAAAGGUAUUGAGGGGAAUGAUGAUCCUAAGCAUGAAGCAUACAAACGAAUUUCCCCAUUAAGGCGUAAUACAGCAAAUAGAACUACUGAUGAAAAUAUGAUGUGUAAUGAGUGGGAGAGAGAUGAUUUAUCUUUUCAUUGCCAGCCAUAUGAAGCAGUUAGUAAUGAGAGAAAGGUAAAAGGAAGUUUAGGUAUACACGCAGAUAACAGUUGGAAUUAUCGCCCUAACAGGCCUAAUCAGACAAAUCAGCAUCAUAAUAGGCCAUAUCAGCCUAAUCUACCUUACCUUCAUCGGCAUUCCUAUGAGCAUAAAACGAAACAGGGAAACUACAACAGGGACUCAAGAAGACACAGUAAAUAUGACAGAGACUCAGAAAGGUGCAUAUCCAAUUUUGAAGCAAGCGAUGGGACUGGAAAUAGGAAUGGAAAUGGACAUAGAGAUAGAGAAAAUAAAACAAGAAGAAAGGAUAACAGAAUAGGGGGUAAAUAUCGAAAUGGUUAUGUAAAUUAUAGGCAUGGAAACAGUAUGUAUUAUAAAGAGGCAGACAGUAACUGUAAUGGUAGUAGCACUAUCCACAGGAGCAGCUGCUAUGAUAAUAAUAGCAAGAGGGAUAUUCAAAGGAAUGCCCUUCACAGGGGCAGUAGUGCAUGUUCACCGAGAGCGAACAAUGCUCCAUUUGCAAACAUUGAAGGGGAUGAUGUUUGCGAAUCAGAUCCCCCUCAUUUGGUAGAUGAACAUAUAAAGGAAAAUAAAAAUUGUUUAGUUAGAAAGAAAAUAUUGUUGACUGAAGAUAUUAGAAAUAAUGCUCAAAAGAAUAUAGAGAGAUUGUCGAUUUACAAAUUGAGAGAAGAUAUCUUAAGGAUGGUAGAAGCAAAUGACAUUACGUUUAUUCAUGGUGAAACGGGGUCAGGUAAAUCUACAUGUGUUCCGAGAUUUUUACUAGAAGAUAUUUUAAAAAAAAAUAAAAAAAAAAUAAAUAUUAUUGUAACUGAGCCAAGAAGAAUUGCUUGUAUAGCUUUAUCAAAAAUAUUAUCAGAACUGACUAAUGAAAAGUUAGGUGGUAAGAUAGGAUAUAGAAUAUCAGGUGAAUCUUUAUAUGACCCCGAGAAAACUGUUAUCACAUAUAUAACUAUAGGGUAUUUAUUUAAACUAUUUUUGCAUCAUAAAAAUAUAUACAAAAGGUUUACACAUGUAAUUAUUGAUGAAAUACAUGAUCGAAGUAUACUCUUAGAUAUUGUAUUAUUAUUUAUAAAAUUAUAUUUACAUAAUAAGGAUAAGGAGGAGCACAUGUUUAAAUUAAUUAUUAUGUCAGCAACUAUGCAGAGAGAUUUAUUUUAUUCCUACUUCCAGCAUGAUAAUAUAAAGAUGGAUAGCAUAUUUAUAGGUACGAAAAUUUAUAAUAUAGAUACAUUUUACAUAGAAGAUAUUAUAGAAUACGCAAGGAAGGGCAUGAGCAAUGCUAGUGUUGCAAGCAGCAGUGGUGGUGAUGGAAGUGGUAACGGCAUUGUUGAUGAUACAGAAGACACGAAGACGGAGCAUGUGCACGAAAGAGUAAUAGAGUACAUCCUUAGAAAAAAGAAUUAUACAAAGCUGGAGCUGUCGAAAAAUUCAGAAAUGUUGUUAUACAAAAUAAAAAAUGAAUAUGAUAAGAAUAUACACAUGUUUAAUAAUAAAAAUUUGAUUCAUUCAGAGAACAGAGAUUUAGAUGUAGAUGAAAUAAUUCCAGCGAAUGUUUUUUCAAAUAUAUCUACGCUUUGUUUAGACUUAGUAUACAAUUUAUGUUUAAAGGGGGAUAGCGUUUUAAUAUUCCUGUCUGGUAUGCAAGAUAUAACGGACAUGUAUCAUCAAUUAAGUAUGACUAUAAAUAAUGGAGGUCAUAAUUAUAAUGUUAAAUUCCAUAUUCAUAUGUUACAUAGUUGUUUAUAUGAUAAUACUAUUAGUAAAUUAAAAGGAAAUGACUCUGAUAUCAAGAUUUUUUUAUCCUCAAAUAUUGCCGAGAGUUCUAUUACUAUUCCUAAUGUAAGACUAGUUAUUGAUUUUUGUAUUCAAAAAAAUAUUGAAUAUAAUACGAAAAAAAAAGCGCAUAUUUUAGUGAAAAAAUGGAUAAACAAAUCUUCCAUGGAACAAAGGAAAGGUAGGUGUGGUAGAACUUGUCAUGGUAUAUGCAUUAGAAUGAUCAGUAAGCACUUUUUAAACUUAUUAAGGGACCACAAGUUAUCGGAAAUAUAUACGCACAGUUUGCACUUGUUAUAUUUGUAUAUUUUGAAGAGCAUGCCAGUGUUAAAUACUCUAUUGGGAAGAAGAGGUCAGUGUAUUAGCGAAAGGGAUGGUGAAACUGCUAUUAGCACUAGUGCUGUAUUUAGUAGCGGAACCACUGAGAAUGGGAGGAUGAUGAAUGAGAAAGGAAUGAAGAACAGGCUAAAUAUAUAUCACGUUCUGGGUAUGAUUAUAGAAAAACCAUCUAGGGAAAAAAUCAAAAAUACUAGAUACGAAUUAGAACAAAUGAAGGCCAUUAUAAAAAUAAAAGAUAAAAUAAUUAUUUCAAUUAUUGGACAAAUAAUGAUACGAUUUAAUUUAAGUUUUAACUUAUGUAAAUUACUAUUAUAUGGAGUUAUAUUAGACUUAACAUUUGAUACUAUAAUAAUUAUUAGUAUAUUAAAUACAAAUGAUAUAUUCCCUACAUUUAAUUUAUAUUCCUCUAGAAAUAUUUAUUCAUAUGGUGUAUUCUUAGAAUUAUUAUUAAAACAAAAAGAAUAUUUUGAUGGAAAAACAUAUUCAGAACCAAUCAUGUUAAGAAAUGUUUUUAUAGAAUGGUUAUGCAUAUUUUUACUUUACAUUCAAGAGUUAAGAAAGAAAAACAAAUUUAAUAAAAACGAUUUGAAAAAUUAUUACAUUCAUACAUGUUCCAUCAUGAAUAAAAAAAAUUAUAUAAAUGUGAAGAAAUUACUAUGUGUAAUCAAUAGCGUCGAAAAUAUGUGUAGAAAAAUGCUUAAAAUAGUUAGCUAUGGCAGCAAUGCGUAUAGGUCCACCCGCUAUUUGUUGAAUUUGCUAAGGGGGGAAAUAGGGAAGGUUAGAAGUGAUCAGAGAGGGAUUAAUGGCCUAGACGAAAAUCAUAAUGUGAGCAGUGUAAAUAGGAUGAGAGAGAAGGAGAAGGAGAAGGAGGAGGAUGUAAAUAUGUGGAGUAGUGGUAACAUGGGGGAUGAUGUGAAUGAGGGAAAUGUCUUUCGUAUAGUAAGCAAGUACGCGCAUUAUGAUCACCACACGAAUGAAAAUCUUUACUUGAAGUUUUUAUUCGCCUUAGCUUUUUCCCCUCUCUUUAUACACGGUACCCCUAAUCUAUCACUUAAAGACAUGAAUGAGGGAAAAAAGAAGAGCAAAAAGUUAUUGAGUGUGUUAAAUUUUAUGACUGAAAGGAGGUUAAAUACGAAAGACUGCAUAUAUUUUAGCGGUGUAAACAUAUUCGACAUAAAUAUUUUGAAAAGGGGGUUAUAUAUCAUGUGUCCAUACUUAUCGCUCGAUGUUUAUCACAAUAGAGGUAUGUACAUCGUUCAUUUUAACAACAAGGGUGUGAACAGUUACCUGAACGGGUUAAGAAGUUGCCAUAGAGGCAGUUAUCAAAGUGGAAACCGAAGCAGCAAUGCAGAUAUCCAUGCGAAUUACCCUGUUUGCACACAUGACUACAUGGACAGUCAAAGAUAUGAAGACACGGGUGGUAAUCUCUACGUUGUCCAUGAUGAUUACCGAAACAACGGUACUGCUACUAUUACUACGACUACGACUAAUACUUCUAGUACUAUUACUACUAGCACUGCCACCUCUCCCCUGUUAAUGAAAAAUCUUCACAUAAAUGGAAACAGUGCAAAUGGUUCGUAUCAUACCCUAAAUAGAAUGAUUAAAAAUGGUAACAACAACCAGUUUGCUCUAAAUGAAUUUAACAGCUUUUCUUCAAAUGGGAUAAAUAUGAAACAGUGCACAGAAAUAAUAGAAAUGAUUAGAGCUGAACUGAUUUACAUGUAUAAUAAUAAUGUCGAAAGAAAUAUUUUUACAAAUUUUUAUAAUAACAUUCUAAACCUAAUACUAGACGUGCAUGCAUAUGUGCCAGUGUGCAUAAAUAAAAAAGAUGAAAUUAAUAAUGUGUUUUUAUGUACAAGUAUUAUUAACAUGUUUUCAAAUGGGAGAUGGUCCUUCCCCAUGCCACUGUAUAACAGUAGCGGUAGAAGUAAUAGUAGUAGUGUUCGUGGUGGUAAAGGCAUAAACGAUGUGAAUGACUAUUUCGUUCAUAAGUACGAACUGAAGAAGCCGAAGCAUUUGUUUCUAGUCAAGUGGCUUCUUCUAGACAAAGAUAACUACAAAAUAAAAAAGGGAAAAAAUGGAAAAAAUGGAAAACAGGGUGGUGGUAAUAGUAAUAGUAGUAGGGGAAAAGGCUUAGAGAAGUGCGAAAAAGAGGCCAUGAUGGACAGUGCGCAAGAUGGCAGUAGUAGCAGAAGCAGCAGUAGUAGUAGUAGAAAUGGGAGAGAUGCCGCUGAUACCUCUAAUCGCAGUGAUAAAGAAGGAAGUUGUAACUCCCCAGGGGAAGUGAAAAACAGCUCCAACAACAACAACAACAACAACAACAACAACAACAACAAUAACAACAACAAUAACAACAAUAACAACAACAAUAACAACAAUAACCCGUAUAGAAAAACAGAUGAUCCUAUCGUGGACGACGUAAAGGUUGAGGAGGAGAGGGAUGACAAAGGCGGAUCAAGCAGCACGUACAGCACAUUGAACAAAAAAAGCAAACAAAAAAAAUUAAAGUGCAAUUUGAAUUUUAGGUCAGUACUUGGUUUUUUAUCUCUAUGUCCAUUUAGUUAUGACCCGAAAAAAAAUAUAUAUGAAAAUCAGGCAUCUGAAAUUUUUGCUGUUUGUGCAAGUAUUGAUUACAAUUGUGCUAAUAUCUCAUAUACAUGGGUAAAUUACGCUACAGUUAUUCCAAUGGCUUAUUUUCUUACCUUCUUUUUAACAUCCUUACCAUUUCAUGAUAAUAUAAUUUUUCAAACGAGUACAAAUUUACUUGGGUGUGAUAUACUAUCAGUGAAAAUCUUUGAUUCAAAAGAAAUAAUUUUUAUUAACACGAAAAACAAUAAAUCCAAGUUGAAGUCCAAGACAUAUCCCGGUGGUAGUAAUACCAGCUCAGAAGCCAUAGGCGAUAAUGUAAGGGGUGCUCGUGUUAAUAAGUUUGACUUACUGCGGAUUAAUUAUGUGAGAUAUUGUCUUUCGAAAAUUUUACUCACACUUACCUUGUCGUAUAACAACCAUGAUGAGAACAAAAAGAAGCAGCAGGAACAUCAGAAGCAACAUCACCUGCUGGAGUUGCCUCUACCGUUAUCACAGUUGAGUAACUAUGACAACAUACCUCUAUUUGUGAAGGAUAAAAACAGGGAUGAGAUGUCCGAAUGGACAGAAGGCAGAAAUGUGGAGGAGGAAGGAAAUCCGUAUGAACGUAGUACUAUAAUAGAGCACCAGAAGAAGGGAGAGAAGAAGCAAAUGGAGGAAAACGAGACGGAAGAAGAGGAAGGAGGAGGGGGCUAUUUCAGUGAGGACGAUGUCAUGAGUGAUAUUGAAGAAAAUAAUGUAUUGAGGGAAAAUUUAUAUUUAAAAAAGAUUGUUCAUAAUAUGAUAAAUGAAAAUAAUAGUGAAAAAAUUAAUUAUAAUGAUUAUUCUGUUGAAAAUAAUACUAAUAAUAACUUUGAUGAUGACAGAAUAUUUGAUAUGUCCAUUUUAUGUGAGGAUGAAAAUUUGGAAAUUUUAAAUAAUAAAUGGAAUAAUUACAAAGGAGAAAGACUAAUUAAAGCAUACAGUUACCUGUACAACGUUUUAACAAGAAAAAAAGAUUCUUUUUAUGAAUCUAAAGAUAUUAAAGAAAAGUCUUUAAACUCUUUUGAAGCUGUAAAAAACUGUUAUAUGAAUAACAAUUUUGUGGUUCAAGUUACAAAUGGAAUGAAUGCAUAUACUAAUUCUGAUUCUGAGGACUAUAUUUUCUUUCAGCCUGUUAAUAUCUCGGCGAUUCGGAACGCAAAUUUUCAGUUGAGGUCUAUGUAUUACAGGGAAUGUUCUCCCGACUUGUCGUACAACCAAGCAGGGAGGAAAAGCGGCUAG
Plasmodium malariae is the source of this 7452-nucleotide messenger RNA. RefSeq names its product ATP-dependent RNA helicase DHX57, putative (gene DHX57). Gene Ontology annotation, molecular function: ATP binding; RNA binding. The record is from RefSeq and is a predicted model, not a curated record. Gene Ontology annotation, cellular component: nucleus; intracellular anatomical structure. The transcript has a single exon. Bases 1 to 7452 code for a protein of 2483 amino acids. Lineage: Eukaryota; Apicomplexa; Aconoidasida; Haemosporida; Plasmodiidae.